AUGGGUAAAACUAGCUCAAAACUAAAUAGUGUAAAGAAUAAGGUAUCGCUAAAUAAAAAUUUAGAUAAUAUUUCCAAAAAUGACAGCACCGGAAAUGGGUUUUUGCAAGGUAACACAUCUCUAGAAGAGAUCAAACAGAAGUGUGAUCCGUCCAAAUUGGUACAAACAAGUUUAAUCAAGAAUGAACCUGUCAAAAGAAAUGCUAAAGAUACCUCAGCAAAGAAAAGUAAAAAGCCUUGUUUUGUACCACCAAUAUCCGCAUCUCAUUUGACUUCUAAGGAUGUGCCAUUGAAUCACCACACUAUAAAUGUUCUUGACGACGUCAAUGCUAAUCAAGUUCUCCAGAAACUUAACACUGAAAAGAUUAACAACAUAGUCACCACUGUGACAUUCAGGGAAGGGUACACAUUGCUCAAUAAACCUGAAGAACAGAAGAAGAACUCUAGAUGUUUUCCGUCAGGCGUGAUGCACAUGCUUGCCUGGGAGUCAGGACGGCAGUGUUAUUAUUGGCUUCCACUGUCAGAUCCUGCGGCGAUCACUCCUGCUGUGGUCAAGCUAGUGGAUACUUUAAUGAGCAAGAGUGAGCGAAACAUUUGUUUUGAGGCCCAAGCUGUCUACAUGCUCCUGAUGGAUAUGCUCAAGUUGAAGGAAAUACACAAUUGGGACGCAUAUGAUCCAUUAAUCGCAAGCUGGCUAUUGGAUCCUGACAAUCCUCCAAAAGACUUUAAAGAGAUAUCAGACAAGUUGAACAUGGACAAGAACCUGCUUGUUGUCAACCCACAAGCAAACACAAAGGAUCAAGCUUGUGAUCUCCUCCCUGUUUUGGACGUUGCGAUGAACAUUUUGCAAAAUCGGCUUGUGAACACUUCUUUAUGGACGGUUUUCACUGACAUGGAAACGAAAUUGAUUCCAAUAUUAGCAAUGAUGGAAAGUUCAUCAAUUCUAGUUGAUAUGAAAAAGCUUCACCGAACAGCAGAGGCGAUGGAUAAAAAGCUGCGUAAAUUGCAGAGUGAAGCGCAUAAACUGGCCGACAGAUGGUUCCAACUAAACUCCCCUCAGCAACUGAGAGAGAUUCUCUUUGACAAAUUAAAGUUGGACGAAAAAUUCAAUUUGAAGGUGAAAAAAACAGAGCACGGAGAAAAAUCAACUUCAGAAACUGUAUUGGAACAAAUGAAAGAGUUGCAUCCGCUACCAAAGAUUAUAUUAGAGUAUAGAAGGCUGCAGAAAUUGAAAUCAACUUAUGUGGAAGGCUUGCUGCAGCAUGUCAAGAGUGACGGAACUAUUGGGACAAGUUGGGAGCAAGUGUCGGCUUCCACAGGGAGGAUUACAAGCAAGAACCCAAACCUUCAGGCGUUUCCCAAGUGUCCCAUUGAUGUUCAAGACGGUGAGACAGUCAACCUGAGAGAGAUGUUCAUAGCAAGAGAGGGAUGUUCGUUUCUCGCUGCAGACUUUCAACAGAUAGAGUUCCGAGUGUUCGCACAUUUCACACAAGAUCGCUCACUACUGCAGGCAUUCAGUGAAGGAGGAGACAUAUUCCAGAGAUUGGCGGAACGGUGGCUGGGUGGCAAGGGAGAAGAAGAACGGGAAAAAACCAAGAGAAUUGUUUACUCUGUAAUGUACGGAGCUGGCGCCAAUAAACUCUCGGAAUAUCUGCAUGUUGAACCGACAGAAGCAUAUAAAAUCAUUGACAACUUUGUUGCCAUCUUCCCAAGUCUGCGCAGUCUGCCGCGGACAGUAAUUGCCAAGUGUCGUACGCAAGGGUUUGUGUCAGCACUCUCCGGCCGUAGAAGGCUAUUCCCCAACAUCCGUUCGACCAAUGGAAAGCUUCGAUCAUACUCUGAGCGACAAGCGAUGAACUUCCUCAUACAAGGGUCAGCAGCGGACAUUUGCAAAGCAGCCAUGUUGGAUUGUGAGGCUGAGAUUCGAUCACGAGGACUCCGAGCAAAGCUGCUUUUGAUGAUUCAUGAUGAGCUCAUCUGGGAAGUGGACGAUAGAGACUUACAAGAAACUUCUAAAACAGUCAAGUUGGCUAUGGAGCACCGCUGGAAUGAGCGUCUCACACUCCUAGUUCCAAUACCAGUUUGUGUCUCUACAGGAAAGACACUAGCAAACAUGCAGUGA
This is a messenger RNA of Macrosteles quadrilineatus (aster leafhopper), 2121 nucleotides long. Its product is annotated as DNA polymerase nu-like. The record is from RefSeq and is a predicted model, not a curated record. Bases 1 to 2121 code for a protein of 706 amino acids. Gene Ontology annotation, biological process: DNA-templated DNA replication; double-strand break repair. Gene Ontology annotation, molecular function: DNA binding; DNA-directed DNA polymerase activity. NCBI's taxonomy places the organism in Eukaryota, Metazoa, Arthropoda, Insecta, Hemiptera, Cicadellidae. The transcript has 9 exons.